Molecule: messenger RNA, 1278 nt
Organism: Peronospora belbahrii
Lineage: Eukaryota; Oomycota; Peronosporomycetes; Peronosporales; Peronosporaceae
Source: the annotation of a GenBank genome assembly
AUGACGAAACGUGUUAAAGUACAUCUGCAGCAUCAAGAAGCUUUUGAUCGUACCGCUCCUAUUGUUGCAACGUUUCGUAAUGGUCCACCUCCACCACAUAUGCGCAAGGAAUUAGCCUUUGAGGUGUUUGAGAAUCCAAUAAAAAAGCAGCGAUUAGUUGUUGCAAGUGUAGAGAAAGUGGCGUAUCAGGGUGCUAAUUUCGGCUACUUGGGUUCAAGUCAUGACUAUUCAAACUAUGCAAUUGGUAUCUACGAUACCAAAACAAGGGAAGUGCGAUUGUCCAAUGUAAAUCAGAUCUAUGUCAUGCAACAAGCUAUCAAGAACUUGUCGGAGAAGGUUGAUGAUAAUCGGGGUGAACAGAAGACCUGCAUGGAGCAAAGACGGGAUCUUGUUGAAGUCUUUGGGAGCAAAAAGAGCAAACGCAUGCAAAAGAAUCGACAAGAGAAUGUUGUUGAUCUUGAAAAUAUUAGCGGUGCAUCUUCUGUGACGCAGACAUUGAAGAAGAAAAUAUCAGCAGCACAACGUAAACGUGAUGACGAACGUGCACAGGAUGGAAGGUACUCGAACGAGACAAUAGCUCUUGCUGCCACGCGUAAUGCUCUUUUACCACCAUGUGAUGUCGACGCUCCGACACCUGAACAUGUGUAUGACCUCACGAGGUUUAUGGAUAGCACUGUCAUGGACUCGCUAACUGUUAUGGCUGAAGAGGUGAUUGAGGCACUGCAGACAACAAGUGUAGCAGAGUAUGCGGCCCGCUUAAACCUCGCAUCGCUUCCUACACGACUCUUGAUGUCUCUGCCUGUCCCGUACGAUGUGAACAAAAUGUGUCUCGUGGUGUAUGUGGCAUUCAUGAUUGAUUUUUACAAUACACGCUUCCCUCUACGCAAGUCAGCGCCAGCUUUUAGUGAGGAGAAAGGUAUUCCUCUUGUGGUCGUGCGUCACUUUUUGAAACUCUUUACGGACGUUAGCGAGGGCAACAAUGGUUACCCAACGUACUUUCAAUCGAAAGCCAUGAAAGACAAGCUUUGCUUGUAUCUACUCGUGAUUGCUCUGACUGUCAAUGGCUUUACUUUGGAUCUCACAGAAGUCAGCUCUGAUUUAAAGAGAUCUGCUAUCCAGAUUCAGGCAUAUGCUCGUCAACUUGGUUGUAUCGUUGAGAAGGUGAAGGCUGAAGCUACUACCUAUGGCGGGGCAUCCAAGAAACAGAUUAACCGUGCGGUGCUUUCAGUACCGCUACACUUUCCACAUCCGAAACGUGGUGGUCCAGCUCGUCGAUAA